AAUCGAAACUAGAACAUGCAUUUGAGGGAACUUCGUUUUUCAAGGACGUGCUAGUGACGCAAUUUUACUGAACUCUUCGGACUUUCUUCGUAUCUCCAUGCUGGCAGACGUAGUGAACAGUGUAUCGACAUAGACUUCUAGAAAUAUUUUUGGUUCCUUCAAAUUGCAGAGACGUCAAAACCCGGUUCCUCCUAACUCAGAGGAUAUCUCUGAUUUUGGGAAUUAUACACGCAGCAUAGCUGAAAGUUCGCAGUCGUCUGGCGCUGCCCCUUCGUUAUGCGAGUCAGGAUGCUUCUGUGGUGGCGAUGAUGGGCAGCGUUUUAUGAGAAGGUGGCCCUCCACUCCCCAACCAGGCACUCAUGUAUGGAUACGCUAUGGUGGAACUGUAUGCUACGGUCAGGUGGUCCAUUGUAUGCCUGAACUGAAUAUGUUCACUGUGCGUCCAGCUGAUGGCAGUUCCAGUCUUGUCACCCGUGGUCUUGAGGAUAUCUUGCCUUCUACACCACAACAGUCAAUACUAACUCCUCCGACAGAGGAUGAAUGGGACAGUGACAUGGUUGUAUGUGAUGAAAGUAGAGAGAAUCCGCAUGAUAUCGGUAGUUUUACAACGCAGUGUGAAACCUCUAUUUCGGAUUCGUUUUCGUACCCACUGUUUAUUGACGUGCUCUCCAGGGGAUCUAUUGAUGAAGGAGCUUCGUACGAGCCAAUGACUACGUUGUCCGGUUUGCCAUCAAAUUCUACGCCAUCAUUCAGUUUAUCACCAAUCUUGAGUUCUUCUGACGUAAUUGACGUGAAUAUCCGUAAACCAUCUGUAGAACGUUUUGGAAUUUCGUCCCAGAAGACAUAUAUAGAUGACAGUCCUUAUGUACAUCCCUCCUUAACAUUUGGUACUAGUUUACCUUCUCAUAGGUUCAUGGAUCAUUCAUCUGUAGUUCCUCCAGUAACUCAGCGAAUCAGUCCCACAAACAGUAAUGUAUAUUUUCACAAACGCUGGGAUGCAUUUUCUUCACAACCUGAGUUAUCUUCCAAAGAACUUAAGACAGUAUGUGAUGAGGCAUCACCUCUGAACAACCAACAAAUUAGUCCAUCUCAUACUGGGAAUUUUCCAAGUCAGUCUUCAGUGAACUAUAUGGUUGAUGCAGUUUUACACUGGGUUGAGUCUGUCUCUCCGAACGCUGUUUCCGAUUCCAGCGCUGUAGAUAAAAUGGACGUGAGUGAACUCAAGGAAACUAUGAAAUCCUUUUUAACUUCAAAUUCAGCUGAAUGUGAUUGUAUUCGAAGUUGCCAUGCAGACUCUCAUCAACCCUCUACGCUCUUUCCAUUUCCGGAACGAACUCAUAUGCCUGUCAUUAGAACAAGCUCGGAGAGUAGUGAACCAUCACCAUCGAGUAAUAUUUGUAACUCCCCAAAACCAAUUUCAGGUGUAGCAAAUAGAGGAUGCAUCCCUUCACACCAUGUUCAGCCGACUGAAUUCCGAGGUUCCGAUCCGCAACAUCAAGAAAGAUCACAGUACUCUUUUGGGAAACAUACAUCUAAGUGUCCAAGAUACUUAUCCAGUCUUGUUGAGCAAAACCCAGUGGAACUUUUGAAGGAAAAGAUACCACUGAGUAGCAUAUGUGGUUGCAAGUCGUUUCAAGGAGAAACAACUAUCACGAAUGUGUCACGCCUGAAUCCAAUUUGUGAAAAUUUACCCACCAAUUCGCCCACUCCUCUUCAUUGUGCAGAUUCUAUGAGUGAUUCAGGUUAUGCUGUUACGACGCCUGAUUCUUCCACAAUUCCUCUUGUUUACGCUCAACAAAUUCUCCCAUCAUUAAUUAAUGAACGUGGGUCUUUAAGUUUCCAGUUAUUGUCUUCCAUAUUAGCGCAUAGCCGUAUUGAAUGUGAUCAGGAUAGUCAGCGAAGUAUGUUGUUGGAUGGAUUAAAACAAGCUUUGGGUUCUGUUAUGCUUUCAUCAACUAAUGUGCCUUCAGUAACAUCAACUAGUAUGGUUUAUUAUGGUGCUGACCCGGUGUAUUCUAAAACUCAUUCAUCCAUGCUGCAUGAGGAUAAAUCGCAACUGACAACUGGAUAUAUGGUUCCUGUACGCAGACACUUGUCGUGUGUCGGAUCUACAGAUAACUUAAGUCCUGGGUCACUUGUGGAGAGUCCGACACAUAACUUAUGUCUAGACUCACAGAGAGAAACUCGCAACCGAUUCUCUCGUCCCUCGGAGUCGGACUCUUGUUUUUCUGAAAGUUGUAUCAGCCCGAAUCCUAUAAAUAUUGACCACAAUAAAGAACCGCGAAUGACAUCCUCGUCGUAUCCUGGUGGUGGGACAGAUAGGUUUUACCAAGUAUUUUUUCCUACUAGAAACCAGGAAUACAAAUCUGGGGAUUUUCAUUUGUUGGAAACAUUAUCCCCAGUUGAACAAGUGCAUACUUCAGUGCAUGAAUCCAGUACAAAGACAGAUGCUGAAGUUAACAGGACAUCCAAACAUCACUUUGCUUAUAGUUCAUUUUCUUCACAACCUAGGAAACUGGAUUAUAAAGAUCCUGUUGUACCUUUACGUGUGGGACUACCGUCUCUGACCCCUACUGGACGUGCAGAUGUUCGUAAAUGUCGUAAGGUGUAUGGAAUUGAAAAUAGGGACCAAUGGUGUAAUCAGUGCAAGUGGAAGAAAGCAUGUCGACGUUUUCCAAAUCCUUGUCCAACUUCGAGACAUCCUCAAGGAGUAACUAAUCGUAACUUCUCUAUUGAAAAGGGUAAUCGACAAUCUCUUGAUUCUAAUGUAUCUGAAACGUGUGUUACAUGUUCGUCUGAUCUAACUAUACCUAAUAAGGCUACUCCAAGUAGUUGGUCAGUUUCGAGUUUUUCUUCAUGUGAAAAAUCAUCUAAUUGCUUGACUGAUUCUUAUAUGAACCAAACUGGCGAAUGAAAAAAGAUAAUUAGUCCCUUAAUCACACACAUAUGCAGUAAAAUUCAGUUUUUUGAAUGAUUUAUUGUUGUUCAUUAGCUGUCUACUUUACAGUUAUUGAAAACAAAUAGGUUCUUCAUCCAAAAAAAUUGUCCCAGUUGUUUGUUCGGUUGCGAAUUGAUGGUUUUUACACUAUCUCCAGUAUUUUUAUUCAUUCUUUUUAUACUACAUAUAGUCAGUCAAUCAACCGGUACCGUCUUUUUAUUUAAACAAACACGGUCAUUCAGUAUGUUGUUUCUUCUUUUUUCUCUCUUAUCUACUUACCACUUAUCAUUUCUGCACAGUACACAUCUACUUCACCCCUUCGUCAUUACACGUCACUUCUCAGCAGUUAGACAGCAUUCAUAUUCAAUCAUUCACAUGUGUUGACACAAAGAAGCUUAUUAUUUAUUCACAAAAAUAUUUUGGUAAGAUUACUUUGCAUUUCUAUCGCAUACUAUUUCAUGUUUUGCUAUUCACUCUCAUUGUUACUGACUCUUUGUAGUCAAUGUCACUGGUAAUCAUCGUUUCUGCAUUGAAAUCGAUUGUAUUGACUUCAUCGCUUAUUUUCUGUUAACCACAUAUAAUCAUUUCAUUGUUUGACUGUCGUUGUUUCUUCUUUCUUCACAUUCCGUUUAAACUUGUCUUGUUUUCCUACUACUGGCGAUGUGGUUCAUAAUGAAAUAAGGACUAUCUGUUAGGUCAGACCAAAUUUGAUGAUCCGGUCAGUUACUUAUAGUUGAUUAUUGGUUAACUUUCGUUUCCAGUAUUAUUUUAUUCUGUUUGGUAUUGUGUAUUUCGCCUUAUUAACUGAAGCCAAAGAUGCCUUCUCGUUAACAUUUAUGCAUAUGUGUGUGUGUGUGUUCGUGCGUUUAUCCUUCAAGUUUUAUGAAGCAUACCGGUUCACUCCUAGCUGCUGUAUACUUCUUACUCUUUCUCAUAAUUGUUUUUUAUUUUCAAUCAAAUAAAUCAUAUUAAUUCUGAGCAAAAAUGUAUUUUAUAUCUUGUUCAGUAUUCUUCUUUUUGCUAUCAUCUGUUCAUGUGUUGGGGAACGAGCAUAAUUUUGUUAACUUUUUGAUAACUGAACACUAAUGUCUAUCGUCAUACACAAAUUUAUUUGAAACCCUCCUCAAGUGUUUACUUUCUCAUUUUUUCAUGUGUUCAUCUUUUUUCUCCACGUCUCCUCCACUCAUCAUACCAUUGUCUUUCAUUUCUUAUAAUAAUAGUUAAUAAUGAUAACAAAAAGAGAUGAG
Messenger RNA from Heterobilharzia americana, 4185 nucleotides. NCBI's taxonomy places the organism in Eukaryota, Metazoa, Platyhelminthes, Trematoda, Strigeidida, Schistosomatidae. The record is from the annotation of a GenBank genome assembly.